Molecule: messenger RNA, 4339 nt
Organism: Tribolium castaneum (red flour beetle)
Lineage: Eukaryota; Metazoa; Arthropoda; Insecta; Coleoptera; Tenebrionidae
Exons: 9
Coding region: 2932-3915 (327 amino acids)
Source: RefSeq, a predicted model, not a curated record
AUAUAGGCAAACCCUUCUGUUACCACAUAUUUUCAAGCUAACUGGCGAUAUGACAAACACAGUUUAUUCAAAACUAAUCCACUUUCCGCUUGAUAAAAUGCAAAACCACAGCACAUCAAAAAAUGAAGAGUAUAUCGUUGCAAAUUGCUUUUGAGCUUACUAUAUAUAUUUUAUAUGGAUUUCAAGCCGCCGAAAAAUAUUUUACAUGGGUUGUAAUCAGUUGUAGUGUCAUUAUUAUUUUAAUAGCAUUUUCCUUGAUGAUCAUUACGUACUGUACGUGUUGUAGAAACAUGGACUACUCUUCUAAAAAAUACGAGAAAAAAUCGUCAGAGGAAAACACAAGUCUGAACCAAACAUACAAACGUUACAGUGUUGUGGAUAAUGGCAAUCUUUUCAAAACAAGAAUGUCGCAAUAUAGUACGGAUACUGACCACGAAUUUAGCUAUUAUGACACCAUUAAACAUAAUAAUCGGCCAGCGAGUGAAGUAGCCACCAUGAGGAUGCUUCAAUGACAUGUUACAAUAAUGUACAGUAAAUUAUACGAUAAACAGAUGAGUUCGCGUGAAAUACUACCAAUAAAUUUCCUGUAAAUAUUUACACAAGUGGAAAUGUUUCAGAAGCAAAUAUCAUUUUCCCUAUUAGUCGUGACGAAAAUGCACUUCCGUCACCACUUAUCAUUCCGUGAUUCAUGUAUAAUUUGAUAAGUUCAGUGUAAAUGGUAAUUUUGAAUGUGCGAGACGUUUUUCAAGUGUUGGAAUGGAUCUGGUCGAAAGCUUCAAAGCCCACCCCAGUGUGCUAAUAAUAAUAAUUGGACUUGUGGCCACGAUUGCAUCAGCGAUUUAUGUUUGCAUCCACCGAAAGGAAUACAAAGAUAAAGUCCGAAGCUACGAAUUCAACGAAGAGGGACAAAGACUGUCAGUGAUAAGUGAUUACAGCACUAAUGGGGAGUAUACGUUUUUCCGAGGGUCACCUACGAGCAGUCGCACGUCUUUCCAUUAAUUAUCUCGAAUUUAUCUAAGUUUUGUGUUGACUUUGCUACUGGCCUUCUGCAUUUUCGCUUUCUUUGUGAAAGAUAAACUAAAACGGCGAAACAGCGACGAAACAACAAAGGACGUGUUUGAGGCUAAAGUGAGGGAACUGAUAAGCCCGUCUGAGUCAGAUGAUGAGAGUUCUGAGGACUGAAACGAGUUCUAACUGCAAAAUCGGGCCCAGUUCCCAGUGCAUUUAUUUAUUUUGGUCCGUAGAAAGGAUGCCAUGUAUGUGUUAAUAUUUUCAUCCAAGUAUGUUAUUGAGGUACAGUUAGGAGCGCGUAUUUGUGUUCCGUUAUGUCACAGAAACUUCAAAUUGCGCACACGAGAUGUAAAUGUCGAUAUUACGAAAGUCGGAAAAAAUUGAAGCGAAUCAGGGAAAACAAGGACGUUUACUAGAAAUCGCCAUUAUUCGUGUGUAGGAAGCAUUUAGCAUUGUUAAACCGUAAUUGAGCGAGUACAGUUAAUCACUGCGGAGCCCUCCAAACGUUCAAAUCUCGCCAGAAGACAGAUGGUAGAUUGAGCGCUAGGAAAGGAUUGCUGUACCCGUGACAUAUUUGUUUUGCAACAUGACCGGAAAUGUGAAAAAUUCACUUAAAUGGAGGUUAAAAGUCGUCAAGAUCAAAUGUCGUUUAUAAGGAGAAAGCAAAGAAUGCAAGGCCCAGAGGAAUGAUAAUGGGAAAAGUGAUCACAGGAAGAAAGAAAAAGUUUCGAGGAUCUUCAAAUUGCUGUAAUACGGUUUUAAGAUGAAUAAAUACGUCAAAUUGGCUACGCUCAUUCAGUGCAUGAAAUGUAGGUGCGGUGCUACCCGGAAGAGUUAAUUUUAUUAAAACCACAAAAAUACACUAAAAUGUGGCAAAUCAAACACAUGAUGACACAAAUAGGAUCAUCAAGCCGAGAACAAAAGUACAUUAAAUCGAACUCUUGACUAACUAAUUUAACGCAUAUUAUGCUCGUAUACAAAAUUCGUUAGUGUUUCAAAUUUAAGUACACAUAGCGAAUUUAAUGGAAUAAUCAGUGCAAUUGGAUAAUUUGCGUUGAUAAGGAAUUGGUUCCAGACGAUUCGACGACAAUAAACUCGGGAGCCAAAAUUACUUUUUUACCUGCCAAUUAUUCCAACAGCAAGAAAAAAGUCGCUUUUUCUCCCGUGAUUCAAUUUAUUCCUUCCUCCCUUGUGGCAAAUCAAAAUUCUGAUUAGUUGAACUUUCUAUUUUCAAAACAAAAAAUACUGAAACUACUGAAAUUGCAUCAUCUGCAACUUCGUGUAAAGAUAAGAAAGAACAUUGCAUUGAAGAUGAUAAAAUUCAAAUCGAUUUACGUCAUUAACAGCCCGAGAAAUGCUACAUUUAAAAGGCGUUGAACCCAAAUCCGGCUCUGAUUCCAAAAGUAACCAUCUCGAACUCUUCGCCGGAACACAAUUUAAUUUCUUAUGACUCAAUACUUUCUUAACAUUACAACCGGACCUUGACAGAGACAAUAAAAAAUUAAUUUUGAAUACUUAUUGUUAUUCGUCAACAAAUUACUGUGACAAUAAACUUUCAACAAGAUUAUUUAACCCGUCGUUAUAAAAAUUUCCAAAAUUAAUGAAAUUGGGUAAAAACGGUAUCGUAAACUAGGAGACAUAAAAAAAGGAAUUUAUAAUAACAGUUAAAUAAUUUACUUAGCGCCAAAUAACGCCGUUAUAUUUGCCAAAAGAGUUAACCUGAUGGGUUGAUCCGUUUUUUCUAAUCAUGAAUAUUGAACACAUGAAAUAAUUUAAAGUUUAUUCCCUCAAGUUCAUGGCAGUUUGCGCCAAUUAACAAACCCAAUUCCUUAAUAGAUCAUAUGCAAUUAAAUCAAAUUAACAAGUAAGUAUGAGCGGUUCCCAACAAGUGAAAUUCACAACACUAACCAUCUCCACAAGAUGCCAUCAAGUUUUGCUACCGCUGUGGCCACUCCGUACUGGCGUUUCCUACAACAGAUGUACAAGCAAUCAGUUGGAUGGGCCCUUUUCGCCCUUCUAGUCAGCAGUUCGAUAGUCAGCACAAUAUCGUACCCUUCAGACGGCGGCUUCGUCCCCGUCCGAACCCCCCAACUGCCCGCGCAAAGGAUAGAACGUAAGUUCGCCGAAAAGCCGAACGCUAUCAAAAAAGUAGCCCUCGAUGAUUUAGAUGACAUCCAAACCAACCAGAUUUCCGAAAACGGAGGCGGCGGCUUCUCCUGGUCUAACCUUCUAGGUAUGCUCAUGCAGAUGAUCUUCAGUCCCGGCGGCGCCCACCAAGGGCCCAACAAAUCCGAAGGCUUGGACGACACAGGCGUUGCGCCUUCCCCAUGGGCGAACUUGCUCUCCGUUGGUCUGAAAAUCCUCACUGCGAUUCUUGGAGGCGGCGCGGGCGGAAACAGCGACGGCAUCGACAAAGUCGACAACGGGUCCCCUAUGCAGGGCGUUCUGGCGGCGAUUCUUUCAACGGUGCUUGGAGCUAGGGACCCAAAUCAGGUCAACAUGAUGGCUAAGCAAGCUGGGGAGUUCAUCAACAUCGUGGUGAACCUCUUGGACGCUCUGAAGACAUCCUUCUCCCACCGGUCCAUGGCAGCCAGAAACAUCGGCAAGAAGGACUCGAUUAGCGACGCCGCCGUCGCCGGGAUUGCCAUGAUGAAGGGCUACGUGAGGUCGCUGUCCACCGCAGACAGCAAGUGCAUGCAGAAGUACAUGUGCGAUGCUAACAGCGAAUGCUCGACAGAUGUUGGCCAAAGCUCUCUCUUCUGUCACCUCGGAAGUUAUGCGGCUAGCUUCAUUUUGGACCGAUCGACGAGCUCCACCACCUUUGAUUUACUCUACGAAGCUGGAAGGCGAGGAAGAUCCGGGGACAACUGCCGUCAAGCAUACUUGGAAUGCAACGAAGUUUGAAACUCCACUUUAGAAUCACACAUAUCCAAAAUCAGCAAUAAUUUAUUUGUAAAAUAGUAUUUAUUUUUUUCAUUGCAUGGCACAUGAUUUUAAUCGGAAAUCGAUGGAAAUCAAGGACUGGUCCGAGCUUUGUUAGUGGAUGCGGUUAUUUUUUAUCAUUUAUGAAUGCUGUAUGAAUGGAUGAAUGAGCAGCGAAUGGGGUUCAUGUACAGUAUAAAUUAUAACUCGAUUACAAUAAAGUUUAUUUAUUCAUUAAAACCUCCAUUAUUUUUUACUUAAAUAGAACCAAAUUUAAUCCUAAGGAAGUUUCACCAAAUUGAGAUAACAACCCUGCCUUGCACAGUUAUCACAACAUUUUGGUUAAACUUAGAAAUAAUCCAUUGUUAUGAUUAUGUUAAGUUAAUAAAUGUUUCUAUGUACAAAA